This is a messenger RNA of Metopolophium dirhodum (rose-grain aphid), 828 nucleotides long. Its product is annotated as zinc finger protein 862-like. The transcript has 4 exons. The record is from RefSeq and is a predicted model, not a curated record. The coding region runs from base 1 to 828 and encodes 275 amino acids. NCBI's taxonomy places the organism in Eukaryota, Metazoa, Arthropoda, Insecta, Hemiptera, Aphididae.
AUGGUAGACAGUACUCAAGAUGUAGCGGUUAUGGAUCAGUUGGCUAUAGUUGUUCGAUAUGUUAUUGAAGGAAAUAUAUUUGAACGACUUUUAAAACUAGUAGUUGUUAAAGAUUCAAGUGGUAAAGCGUUAUAUGAUUUACUAAAACAAAAUUUUGAAAAAUGUGGAAUAUCAAUGACCCAAAUAGUAGGUUGUUCCUUUGAUGGUGCUGCUAAUAUGAAAGGAGCUUAUAAUGGACUUAAAGCACACAUAUCAAAAGACAACCCUGAUUUAAUUUACACACAUUGUAUGGCCCAUGUACUUAAUUUGGUAAUCGCAGACUCAUCAGAAGAUUGCUCAAUAUCUGAAAAUUUGUACGGGUUAGUUGAAGAAACUGCUGUAUUUUUAUCUAACUCACACAAACGAAUGAACAUUUGGAAAGAACAAACUGGUGAACGACAUAAAGCACAUGCAAAAUUGUAUCGCAUUCAAAAAAUUGGUGAAACUCGUUGGUGGAGCAAACAUAAAGCGCUUGCAUCUAUAAUUGAUCCAGAAGAAGAUGAAAUGGAAUCUAGUAGAUUUGACAGUAAAACUAAGUUUAUGGCUCGUACAUUAUUAGAAAAGUGGUCUCAGUUUGAUACAUUAUUUGCAAGUAUAAUUAUUUUAGAUUUGUUUUCUAUAACAUCUCCUGUAUCUAAGUAUUUACAAUCAGAUUCAAUUGAUUAUUUAAGAGCAUGGCGUUCUGUAGAAACUUUACUAGAACUUGUCAAUGAACCAUUAUUGGACUUUCAAGACAAUUUUGUAUCAAAAAGAAUAUCUGUAAAAAAAAAACCCUGGAGAAUUAUCUAA